CCCAGCACAGCCUUCGUAGCGAGCGCUACGCUCCUACGAGUCUCUCAGCUACGCGCCAAAGUUACUUCACGUAAACUCAUUAAAUAAGGAGCUUGCAAUAAACUGAACAUUUUCAAUAUAUACUUACAUAAAUAGUUAUCCAAUUGUUUUUUGCAUACGUAAUAUUAAUAAAGCUGGACAGUUAUUAGAAUGCCCGUUUGAACACAUCACUUUAAGACUAAAUUCAAGUGUAUUAUUGAGUGAUAAUUAGUGUACUGUGAAAAAUAAUGUAGCAAAAAUGUGAUAUUUAAAAAGAAUUUCGUCAUAAACAGUUGGCGAUCACGAAAGGCAAAUGGAUUUCGGACGGUAGCUGAAGCGCCGUGGUGGCAUGCAGCGCCCACCGCGCGGCUCCUCCCACUUCCACUGCUCAUCCCUCUACGAACCAACCUUGACGAUAUCCAGUCUCCCACCCUUGCUUCUUAUUCUUAUUGUUUUUCCUAUAUCGCAUACACAAAUGACGAAUAAUUCAACCCUACCUGAGAAAUAUUUUCAAAAUGAUGCAAUCCAUCAAGAAAAUAAUUAUACCUUAAAGAAAUACAAUGAAAGCAAUAUAACAUUCAAAAACAAAAACAUAACUACAGCUGUAAGUAAGGAAUAUCAAAUUUUAUUAGAUAGGGUUAGAAGAAAAAACGUUAAAAAUAUGACAAGCGAAGGAAUCUUUUACGAUAUUGGCAAUUUAACUGAUAAUUUAAAUAAUAUAUCAACAAACAAUCAUUUUAACGUAAGUCCACAUAGAAAUUAUUUACAUUAUCAUCAAACACAAUCAUUUAAAUUACAAAAUAUUGAUUUACUAAAUGCAAAGGAUUCUGAUGACACUAGCGCUAUCGAAAAAUUAAGGAUGGAUGAUGAAACUAGAACCAAAAUAUUUCACGAUUAUUAUUCUACAGUAAACAAAGUCAACACAAUUAAUGAGGAACACAAUACAAAUGAAUCAAUUAUAAUAGAUGUUUUGGAUUAUAAUGAAACAAUCGAUAUAUUAUUUAAUGAAACUGAAAUUCCACAAACGGUAACUGAUCCGAAAAUCCGCAGGGGAUUUUCUAACGACUCAUUAGUUUUCCCUGACAACCUUUCCUCUUCUCGCGUCCCGACGAUAAUGCAGACACCACGUCCGGGAUUUGUUGAAGAAAUAUCGAAAACCAGCUCCAACCGCAUCGUGUCGAUCCUGGGCCUAUUCGAGCUGUCAGUGGGAGUGGCGCCGCGGGCCGAGGGCGCCUCGGAGCUGGCCGCCGCACAGCUGGCCGUGAGACACGUCAACCGGCGCGAGCUGCUGCCCGGGUACAAGCUGCACCUCUUCACCAACGACACGAAAUGUGACCCAGGUGUGGGCGUGGACCGUUUUUUUCACGCAUUGUACACGGAGCGUGACUCCAGGAUGGUCAUGUUACUGGGCUCCGCCUGCUCGGAGGUCACCGAGAGCAUCGCCAAGAUCGUGCCCUACUGGAACAUUGUUCAGGUAUCAUUCGGGUCUACGUCCCCUGCGCUCAGCGACCGCUCCGAGUUCCCGCUGUUCUGUCGCACCGUCGCCCCCGACUCGUCGCACAACCCCGCCAGGAUCGCAUUCAUCAGACAGUUCGGCUGGGACACCGUGACAGCGUUCUCGCAGAACGAGGAGGUGUACUCGUUGGCUGUCAACGAGCUGGUGACGCAGCUGGAGGCCGCCAACAUCACCUGCGCGGCCUCCAUCACCUUCGCAGAGUCUGACUUCAAAGAGCAACUCCAACAGUUAAAGGAGCUGGACACCCGAAUAAUCAUUGGUAGUUUCUCUCAGGAGAUGAUUCCCAAAAUAUUUUGUGAGGCUUUCAAGCUAGGAAUGUGGGGCGCGGAGUACGCGUGGGUGGUUGCGGGCGCGCCGCCGCGCCUGCGCGCCACGCCGCCGUGCGCGCGCGCGCAGCUCGCCACCGCGCUCGAGGGGCUCGUGUCCGUCACCGCGCACAGGGGCAUUGUGGGGGACGCCGUGUCAUACUCCGGGCUGACUAACGAAAAGUUCCACCGCGAGAUGGCGGCCGCAGGGGUCGCCGUGUCGCCGUACGCGCCGCAGACCUACGACGCGGUCUGGGCCAUCGCGCUGGCGCUCUCGAAGGCGGAGCACCUCUGGCGGAGCCUGGACAUGACGCAUUUUAACGGAACCCUGCUUAAAGGAGGCGCUAAGAUGGGCUUGAGCCACUUCGAUUACAAUAGAAAGGAUAUGGCAGAAGAGUUCUUGAAUCAAUUGGCGAAUCUUAGUUUUCUUGGAGUUUCGGGACCAGUUUCAUUCAAUGGGGCAGAUAGGAUUGGCACUUCUGCAUUUUAUCAAAUACAAGGAGGACGGCCAAAGACCGUAGCACUGUACACGCAGGGGCGGGCGCUGGCGUGCUCGGGGUGCGCGCGCGCGGCCUGGGGCGGCGGCGUGCCGGCCGCGCGCCGCGUGCUCGUGCUGCGCGUCGACUCCGUGUGGGCGCCGGCGCGCCUCGCCGUCGCCGCGCUCGCCGCCGCCGGCGUCGCGCUCGCCACGGCCUUCCUGGCGUUCAAUCUGCACUACAGCAAGCGGAGAUCGAUAAAGCUUUCGUCACCUCGUCUGAAUAACAUGACGCUAAUUGGGUGCGUGUUGGUGUACACCGCGGUCGCUCUGCUCGGCGUCGACAACUCUAACUUGCCGCCCUACGUGUCCUUCUCCGCCAUGUGCAUUGGUAGGGUAUACAUCUUAUCGGCGGGGUUUUCCCUCGCUUUCGGCUCCAUGUUCGCAAAAACCUACAGAGUGCACAGGAUAUUUAUCAGCAACCGAAGCGGCGUGUGCAAGACGAAGCUCCUCCAAGACACUCCACUGAUCUCGCUGGUGUGUGCUCUACUGUUGCUGGACGGCCUGCUGGUCACGUUGUGGGCCGCGCUGGACCCCAUGCAGCGCCAACUCAAAAACCUCACGCAAGAGAUCAGCGCCAACGACCGUAGCGUCGUCUACCAGCCACAGAUAGAAGUGUGCAAAUCUCAAAACACGACUGGCUGGUUAUGCGCGCUUUACGCAUAUAAAGGACUCCUACUAUUAGUGGGCGUAUACAUGGCUUGGGAAACUAGAAACGUUAAAAUAUCAGCCCUUAACGACUCCAAGUACAUCGGCAUCAGCGUAUACUCCGUCGUCAUCACCAGUACGAGUGUAGUCGUCAUUGGGACGAUCAUUUCUGAGAGAGCUACGUUAGCGUACAUAACGAUUACAAGCCUCAUUCUUAUAACAACGACGUCGACUUUGUGUCUGCUGUUCUUGCCGAAGAUUGUAGCAAUAAGGAGUAGUAAAACUGAAGACGACCCCGUAAUUCAGAGCUUGGGGCUCAGGUUGGAGUGUAAGACGCGGCGCUUUGUCACCGACGAAACGCAAGAGCUGCACUUUCGUAUUGAAAUUCAGAACAAGGUGUACAAGCGCGAAGUGGCCGCGCUGGACAAAGAGAUUGGCCGCCUGGAGCGGCUGCUGGCAGAGCCACUCGAGUCCGCCACCAGCUCCAACGCCUCCAUUGCACUUCACAAACGGACCGAAUUGAACACCGUAGAAGAAGAAGAGCGUUGCCGUUCAGAUCCAGAAAGGAGGACACCGAGCAUCACUGGAGGCCUUCCCAUGCUGUUACUGUCUGUACUACCGCCGGUCAUCCCUCGCGCCAGCUGGCCCUCCGCCGAGCACUGCCGGGGAAGAAACUCAGUCAGCUUCAGCUCACAACCUAAACUAAACUAUCGCAAAUCACACCCAGCAAUAGACCUAUACAGCCUUUGCUUAAACAAACGAGAAGAACAUCACGGUCUUCUCAGCAGAAUAAGAAGCUUUUUCGGAGGCAGCAGUAGACCGACCAGCAGAAAAGCCUCAACCAUGUCUAUCGCCGACCCUACGGGACAGAGUAUAGCCGCUGCUCUAAAGAUGCAUGUAGGCAUGAUCGCUGGAUUAGUUCCAGGAAAUAGAAAACAUUCAAUGGUCUUAUCCUGCAACACCUUAAAUGUACCUUCCUACCCUGAGUUAAAACUAAGACGGGAAUCUUAUGCCAAAAGUGGUCCAAUUAUUCGUAUAACAGAUGAUGAGCCAUCUUGUUCCAAGUAUGAAAGACCUCCUCAGAAAUACAUUGCAGAACCAGAGACGAAAGUCAACUUUGUAUUGCCAACUAUCCACAAAAGACCAAUGUCUCACGAGAACUCUUGUGAAAAAAUAAAAGGGUCACCAAGAUUUCCCCAUAGACUCUCACCUGCUGCAUCUAGUUUAACUGCUUUGAGCGGGAGAAAAACCAGCGCUGAUAGCGUCUUUAGCAUAACAGGAAGGACCUUUGACGAGCAAAGACGGUAUAGCCAUCAGAAUGUGACCAACCAGGAGCCUAAAGGCAAAGCUGUGCUAGAGAGCAGGUGGAAGUCAACGGAGGACGCAAGACCGGGUCCCUCGUCAAGGGAUUAGAUGUAAAUUGUGCCAAAAUUGUGCCAAAUAAACAUUAUGUUUUUACUAUAUCAGGAAUAGUAUCUAAAAUUAAUAAUAUUAAAAUAGUUUUCAGUGAUAAUGUCAAAAGACGCUGCAAUUAUAAUAUUCUUGUCGUGGAAGUUUUUUGACCUGCUCAAAACAUCAUUUCAUUUUCACUAAUAUUAUAUAUAUGUACAGGUAUUAUACUUAGUAAUUUAAAUGUAUAAUAUAAUUGUGGAUAUAAUUGUCAAAGGAAUAUUACACCAAAUAGUAGAUUAGAAUUGUGUUUAAGUUGGUAGUUAGUUUGCGUUCCUGUAGGUAUCAUAGUAGGCCUAUACAUAUAUCAGUAUUUUAUUAGACUAGAAUGGCCUUAUUUUUUUAAUAUUCCGUGUAGGAAUCAGGAAUUGCAGAAUACGUACAAAACGGUAUCGAUAGAUAAUUAUUUAAUGCUGAUAUUAAAUGGCUAGUUUUAUAAACAAUAAUAUUUAACGUAGACUUUAAAUAUCUAAUGAUUGUCUUAGUUAUUAACAAUAUCUUCCAUGGACAGAACCCCAUACAUUCACUCAGCCAUACACUCAUUCAGUCUAUCCAGUUUUACUUAAUAGUAAUAUGUAUUUUGACAACCUGUGUUACUAAUAUAAUGAACUUAGAAUUUAAUUACUACCUACUGUAAAAAUGAUUUUGAAAUGGAUGUAAGUAGAAUAUCGAUUAAGUCAAAAUAUUUUGUAAUUUACUUAUUUAAAAAUGAAAUGAUAAGCAAUAUAAGUAAUGUAAGAAACCUAAGGGGUGAGAACAUAUCAUAAAGCAUACCUCCGUAUCUGUAAAUCAGUAGGGAAGAGCGGGCUACAGUGGAUCACCUUUUUUAUUGUAAGAGAUGUAGUUACGAUAGUUUGACUUCAAAUUGUAUAUUUUUUUAUAUAAGCCAAAAGAACGUUUAUCUAACUUAUAAUAAUCUCAUAAACAAGAGUUUUUAAAAAUCCACUGUUAUUCAUGUGUGGGUAAUAGUUGAUCCCCGUACGAUUAAAAAAAUGUGUGAACAUCUGCAUUUAAUGGGGCGUUAACCUGUUAAGUUUAUGAUAUAUGUAAAAAACAUUGCGACUGGUGUGUUGACAGGCAUUCAUUAACUUUUAACUUAUGUCUGAUUUAUUUAUUUACAUUUAGUCACUGUACUGUACCCACUCCUCCGUAACAAUAAA
This is a messenger RNA of Cydia splendana, 5631 nucleotides long. It is a transcript of the gene GABA-B-R3, whose product is annotated as gamma-aminobutyric acid type B receptor subunit 2. Gene Ontology annotation, cellular component: membrane; G protein-coupled receptor heterodimeric complex. The record is from RefSeq and is a predicted model, not a curated record. The transcript has 19 exons. Gene Ontology annotation, biological process: G protein-coupled receptor signaling pathway; gamma-aminobutyric acid signaling pathway. The coding region runs from base 368 to 4435 and encodes 1355 amino acids. NCBI's taxonomy places the organism in Eukaryota, Metazoa, Arthropoda, Insecta, Lepidoptera, Tortricidae. Gene Ontology annotation, molecular function: G protein-coupled GABA receptor activity.